This is a messenger RNA of Aspergillus welwitschiae, 1770 nucleotides long. Its product is annotated as putative amino acid permease. The transcript is spliced from 4 exons. NCBI's taxonomy places the organism in Eukaryota, Fungi, Ascomycota, Eurotiomycetes, Eurotiales, Aspergillaceae. Gene Ontology annotation, molecular function: transmembrane transporter activity. The coding region runs from base 1 to 1770 and encodes 589 amino acids. Gene Ontology annotation, cellular component: membrane. The record is from RefSeq and is a predicted model, not a curated record. Gene Ontology annotation, biological process: transmembrane transport.
AUGUCUGCUGCCUUCUACGUAUCGCAUCCAGAUUCAGUGUUGGCCUGGGGCCUGCAUCGUCUUUCUGAUAUGCUUGCUCCGAGGCUGCGCGCCAUGCUGACGCAUGUCUCGGUCGCCAUGCAAGGGCGCUCAGCCAGAGUGCAGCAACAUGAUUAUUACCGCUUCCCACCACUCGGUCAUUGUAUCCAACCACCUGAGUUGAUUCUUGCGAUGGAUGCGACCAGAAAUGUCGAACUGGCGGGGCCUGGCAGCCAUGGGCAAAACAAAGUCGCACAGAUAUCCCAACUGGGAGAGAAACACGAGCAGGAGGGUCUCGAAGCAUCGAGGUACAAGCCGCAAUUGCGUCGUAACCGCUCGGUCUUCACUCUUCUUUUCCAGACAUUAGCCAUUGCGGCGAUCCCCUUUGGAGAAGGAGGGCCUCUCCUCGAUGCCAUCUAUGGCGGUGGCCCAUUGUCCGUCUUCGUCGGCUGGAUCGUCGUUUGCCUCUUAUGCGAGUGUAUCGCCCUCUCGCUUGCUGAGCUCGCGUCUCGAUAUCCCACCUCAGCUGGGCCCUACUACUGGUCCUACCGGGUUGCAGGACGCUCCAAAGCAGCUGUAUCCUUCGUUACCUGUUGGGUCUGGCUGAUUGGCAACUGGACCAUCACUCUAUCGGUCAACUUCGGGUUGGCAUCGAUAGUCUCGGCCUCGAUCUCAAUGUUCCAUCCAGAAUGGACAAUUACUAGCUGGCAACUUCUGCUGAUCUUAUACGCCGUCUUGUUGGGAGCAUUCUUCAUCUGUACAUUCGGUAACCGGUAUCUACCUCAGGUGGACAUGAUCAGCGCAGCCUGGACGGUGCUGACAAUUCUCGUCAUCCUCAUUGCGCUCUCUGUCAAGGCGGGUGCCGGCAGGCAUAGUGCUGCCUACGCAUUGGGUCACUACGACUCCAGCUUGUCGGGAUGGUCGGGCUUCUCCUUCUUCAUCGGGCUUCUCGCGCCUGCAUACACGUUCUGUGCCAUCGGCAUGGUUUCCUCCAUGGCAGAAGAAUGCAACAAGCCAGCCGUGGAGGUACCAUGGGCCCUCAGUCUCUGUGUCCCUGUGGGGGGUAUAGCAGGUCUAUUCUUCGUCCUUCCCAUCUGCUUCACUCUCCCUCCUCUGGAAGAUAUAAUCAAUGCCCCUGUUGGCCAAGCUCUGCCAUAUAUUUUCCAUGUAGUCAUGGACAGUCCCGGCGGCGGCCUUGGCCUCACUGUGCUUGUUUUAGUAGUCAAUUUCUGCGCUAGCAUCAGCAUUACCGUCUGUGCUUCACGAGCCAGUUGGGCGAUCGCUCGAGACGACGCUAUCCCCCUCUCGCGACUAUGGGCGCGUGUACACCCGGGCCUUGGCGUACCUGUCUGGUCCUUGACCUUUGGUACCAUCAUUCAGAUGCUUCUAGGGCUCAUUAACCUUGGCAGCAGCAGCGCCUUCACUGCCUUUGUCUCUGCGGGCGUCAUUGCACUAGCAGCCUCGUACGCCAUUCCCAUUGCACUGAGCCUUCUGAACGGCCGUCGCGAGGUAUCCCAAGCUCCAUGGACCUGCGGUCCCAUCCUUGGGCCAAUCGUCAACGUCAUCGCCUUGUGUUGGAUUGCGUUCGAGUUGGUUAUUUUUAGUAUGCCAACCUCGUUGCCAGCCACUCGCGUUUCCAUGAAUUACGGCUCUGUUGUCGUUGUAGGGUUCAUGGCUAUCUCGGCAUUCUGGUACGCUGUGUAUGCGCGGAAAUCUUUCAAGGGUCCGCUGGCAUCAAUUGAGAUGAUGUGA